Molecule: messenger RNA, 4342 nt
Organism: Erpetoichthys calabaricus (reedfish)
Lineage: Eukaryota; Metazoa; Chordata; Cladistia; Polypteriformes; Polypteridae
Gene: nudt17
Product: nudix (nucleoside diphosphate linked moiety X)-type motif 17
Exons: 9
Coding region: 327-1271 (314 amino acids)
Biological process (GO): NADP+ catabolic process; NAD+ catabolic process
Cellular component (GO): cytosol
Molecular function (GO): NADH pyrophosphatase activity
Source: RefSeq, a predicted model, not a curated record
UGAGCCGUCACUUGCUUGCUCGCCUUUCCACAGUGAGAGAGAGGAAGCAAUCGUCUUGUGGUUCCUGGGUUCUAAGAAAAAACAGCGGAGAAAAUGAAAGCUUCGGUAGAAGUAAGAUUGUUGUGAUAUUCUCGCAAAAAGUGCAUCGUGUAUCAUGAAGAGUUCGCUUUUAAUACUCCAGGUCAUUUACACAGACAUUCAAAGUGUCACAGCCGAACAUCAAACUAUGGGUAUUUCGCCAUAAACAUAUAGGCCACUUCAAAGACGAUACAAAGGAGAGCGAGUGCCUCGCGCUUCAUAAAGCGAAACACACCGUGUAGGCAGAAAUGGAGACUGUAAGAAGGAUUCUUGUUCAUCUGUCCAAGGAGAACUCCCUGCCACAGUGUGCUCGAUUCGUCCAGAGUAUCACUGGUCAUUUUAAUGGCAGUCAUAAUGACAGUGUUACUGUGAACUGUGUACUAGAGAAUAAUAAGUUCAUCUUAUCAGAUCAUGAAGUUGAAGGAAACCCAGGGCUAAUCCUAAAGCGGGCUCAUUUUUGUCCUAUAAAACACCUCUCAGAGAGUGAAGCCAGUAUACUUCCAGUGGAUAUCCGUGAUCGUGGAGUAGAUGUGGGUGUGGCCAUACUACUACAAUCGGCCAAUGAGAAAAUUCUCCUGACAAGACGGGCAGCUAAUCUAGCUAUCUUUCCAAAUGUCUGGGUACCCCCAGGUGGCCAUGUGGAGCUUGGAGAAAAGCUUCUGGAUGCUGGAAUGAGAGAACUUCAGGAGGAAACGGGCAUCACCCUGGGCCCAGAAGAAUAUUCUUCCCAAAUGCUAGGACUGUGGGAGUCUGUGUUUCCUCCAAUGCUGAGCCGAGGAUUGCCAUGCCGCCAUCAUAUUGUCUCAUACGUUCUAAUACAAAGCACACAAACCCAUCAUGAGUUACAGGAGAGAUUACGCCCAAAUCCUCAGGAGGUCAGUGCCUGUGUUUGGGUUGGUCCUGCUGUUGUGCAAGCCAUUGUCUCAUCAAUUGACGGUGAAGAUGAUUGUGGAAGAGUGCCAGAUGACCUCCCAGAAACUGUGAGGAUAUCAGAGGUCAUGAAGGAUGGUGUUUUGCAUCCAACCAGUUUGCCUCUUUCUGUGCUCAUAAAUAAAGCAACAACACAAGGACCAGACGUUGAGAGGGUUAGUACUGGUACAAAGUUUGCCCUGGAACUAUGGCUGAAGACUCUAGUGAUCGCACAGAGGAGUGACAGAAAUCAAAAUGAAAAAGGUGCUAACCCUGUCCAAUAGAGAAUGAGAAAAAAACAUAUUUAAAGUGUAUUGCUUCUUAAAAGUUGAGAACCAAAAUGAGAAAUAUUAACCGUACAGAGGGCAUGAAACUGAAGAUUGAUCCUCUCUGAUAUUUCACUGCAAAUAACUUGUCUUUGUGAACAAUUGUUAAAUACUGGUAAAGUUUUAUUAUGCCUUUUUAUAGGCCUCUAACUCCUUUUCUAGUGUUAUUUACUGUUUACAGUCACCAUGACAAAACCAAACCUGAGGUUAUCAGACAGUGAAUCUAAUUUACAGUACACAUAGAGCAGAUAUCUUGUUUAUACACUUUUUGACCUUCAUUUGCAGGAUAUAAUUCCCCAACAGCUUUUGACUUAAAACAGUUCAUUUGUAAUAGCUGAAAAUGUUUUGCACUUUGGAGCCUGAACCUUUAUGCAUCAAUAUAAAGAAUUGGCAGAAAGGUAUGCCUGGCACGAAGGAGGUGAAUAUACUACAGAACUGAGCCUUGCUCUUCAAAGCAUUUUCUUAGUAGAGAGAAAAAAUAUGUAUGUAUUAUAAAGUAAAGAAAAUAAAUAAUGUAGCAUUCUCAAACAUGCUUAUGCUAAAAUAAUUAACACAAUAAUAUACAUAAUGUGCAUUAAUAGGAAAGACCCUUAUUUGUACACAGUCCACUGUUUUCUCAUAAUUGUUGAAGUAUGUUAAAUAUGUACUGUAUGAAAUUCAAAUGUGUACUUGUCAUUCCAAGCUACGUUAAAAUAAGAACUCUGUGCCUCAGAAAACUAAGAGCUGACCUUCUUCCUUUGGGAAAAAUACUCCUUCAUGUUUCACUUUUUGCAUUAUUUAAUCAUGCAGCCUACUGUAAAAAAAAUUAUGCUUAUUUUUUGGAUUUAUACUCAGUGCUUUCUUUUUCCUUUGAAUUAAUGGAUUUUAUGUCAGUUAAAAGUAUCUCAGUCUAGUUUUUUCCAAGAAGAAAGGCAAUACACAUAAUCAAUGAUGAUAAAAGCAAUAAAAAUGCUUUAUCAGUGUCUUGUCUCCUUUCUCCACACUUAGCUUCUCUUUGUUGAUAGUAACAUACUUUUAUAUGCAUAAGUGUUCUUCAGUCUGCCACAAAUUAUUGGUUCAGGAAUAACGCCAUUUGAAACUCUGGUUUAGGAAUCUUUUAAUAGGUGACAAUGGUACUGAGUUUUAUCAACAGACAAGUGAUCGGUUUAUAGGUGGAUAAGAAAAAAGGUCUUUCCUUGUUCAUUCAUUUGGUUUCUAAGAGGUACAAUAAAAGAAAAAUGCCUUCUACAGCUUUGCUCACUCAUUCACUUUCUUAGCAACACCUGUAUGCAAAUGGAUAGUGGACGUCUGUUCAACUUUCAGGUUGUUGCCAGUGUCGAUUUCUCUGUAUAGAUGCAGGUUUUCCUCGGGAUUUCAAUGGGGUCAACCCAUGCUUAGCUAGCAUACAGUAUGUUAAUCAGCAAGGGUCCAGUCACCAUCUGAUAUGUUUUAAUGCUUCCUCUUCUUUAUCAUGCAAUUUUAUUUGAUUUUCCAGUUCCAUGUGACAGUAUUGGCACCCAAACUUGUAUGCCUCUUUUAGUUUAGAGAAUGGGAGAUCCAUUGAUUGCUGAUCCCCCUUGCUUAAAGCACAGAUUUUAGAUUUAAGGCAAAAUUUUAAAGCAUCUCGUUUGAUAGGGAGUGAUGUAAAUGGAGAAUAUUGCUGCAUUUAUUAAUUCAUGUCUCAGCUUACUAGCAGCAAAACAUAUAGCUGAAACAGGAAUGUCUAACAUGGGUGAAGUUUUGGAGAGGGAUAAAUGGGUUCAGGUUCUGUAACUGUAAAUGUCAUUCUUUUACUUGUAAAGUAAAAUGUUUUCUUCUCAGGAUUUUAGUUAAUGAUCAGUGAGGCCAUGGUAUAGUCCAGCACCUGCUGUUUAUUCUGCCUAGUCCGGAAGGUGAUGUGAACACUAGAAUAGGACACCAUUUAUACCUAAUCUGUUUUGACAUUGUUUUGUGUAUUGCUCAUUUUUUUCAAUAACUGACUGUUUUAAAAUAUCUUUGGUCUGAUUUAAAAAAAACACACCAAAAAAAUGUAAAUGUAAACAGCAGCUAGAUAAAACUUGCUUUCUACUUUUAUUAAAGUUAAUUAAAAAUUUCAGUGCCAGACUUCAGCUGCAUUUUUUUGAAUUUUGAAAAACUAGAAAAAAAUUAGAAAAGAGGGUCUGCUAAUCCACUGGCCCACUAAACUUAAAGAUAAUCUUAUUAAAAAAUAAAAUUUGAAUUGGUAUAAUGGGACGAGGAAUAACUCAGAUAAUUAACUUACUUAUUCAUUAGCAGAAAAAAUGACUUCUAGCUAAGAGAGUAAUGUGAACUUUACUGCUGCAGACAUAGCAGGUUUCAAGAGUUCAGUCUGAAGUGUCUGCAUCUACAGGUGGGUUAUCACAGCAGAGUUUUGCCAGACUGUGGUUCAGCAGCUUUUUUUUACUGCAGGUAAUCUUUUAAUUAGAAACUGAUUCCUGUUUUUUCUUACAGCUUCGGGAGCAUCAGAUUGAUUUUGUUGCCUCAUUGUUCCUCUGGUCCCAAAGACAUACAGUCUCUUUUAUAUUAACUAGCAUCUUGAUGGUAGUGUGGGCAGUUCCUGUUUUUACCUUCUAGGAUAUACGUAGACAGGCCCAGAGACCGUGAAGGCUUAAAAAAAUAGCUGAGCUGGUGACUUCUGCUUCUAUGAUUUCAUAAAAUUGGCAGAUGUACCAAAAUUUACACUUUUGGUGCUUCUCUUAUUUGCAAAAGAUGACUUUUGUACAAUAGAAAUGGUGUGUUUCUAACCUUUUUUUUAUUUUGUCAGGAUGAAAAUAACCUUUAACUAUUUGCCCUAGUGUAUGUAUGUGCGUGUGUGUUUGCACUUUGUUAGACUGAUGCCCGGUUCAGGGAUUGCUCCUGACUUGAGCCCUGUCCUUGCUCAGAUAGGCUCCAGCUUCCCCACAACCUCUGUUUAAGGAAAAAGUGGGCUUCAAAGUUGGAUUCAUUAAUGGAUGGAUAUUUUUUACAUUUGCAAAUGAACAUGAAUGCAUUGCUUCACUAAUUGCAAAGUCAUUUUCUAGCCUGAUCCUUUA